Tuber melanosporum (Perigord truffle) is the source of this 1570-nucleotide messenger RNA. RefSeq lists its product as uncharacterized. The record is from RefSeq and is a predicted model, not a curated record. Gene Ontology annotation, biological process: regulation of mitotic cell cycle; protein phosphorylation. Gene Ontology annotation, cellular component: nucleus. Bases 262 to 1437 code for a protein of 391 amino acids. Gene Ontology annotation, molecular function: ATP binding; cyclin-dependent protein serine/threonine kinase activity. The transcript is spliced from 8 exons. Lineage: Eukaryota; Fungi; Ascomycota; Pezizomycetes; Pezizales; Tuberaceae.
CCUGCACCAACACCAUUUUACCCCCCCUGUUUGCGGGUACUUCUUGCCUGGGACAAGUAGUACGUACCCUUAGGAUGCCGGUAGCCGGGACUGUGUGGCGCCGCCGACCAAUGCGAUGCAGAAAAAAAACAAAAACAAAUUUUAACUCGCGAUCAGCUUGUGCCGAGCUCCCAGUUAAUCCCGUAUUAUCACCCUUCCCCGUACCUUUCACUUCUUCCUCCCAUCUGUAUCCGAUCCUCCUCAAUCACGAAAACGCCAAACAUGGAUAUUCAUGACCCUCCACGCUGGCUUUCUAUCACCGGUCAACCACUCCCUAACCUUGAGUUUCCAAAUGGUAUCACGGGCAUGAAAAUGUCGCGACAUCAAAGAGUUCGAGAGACUGAACCAACUAGGGGAAGGAACCUACGGGGUAUUCGAAUUUUUGAUUCUGACCGUGGAAACGGCAUUCCAAUUACCGCUCUACGUGAGAUCUCCAUCUUGAAAUCCCUCCGACAUCCCAACGUCGUCAAUGUUCUGGAUGUUGCUGUGGGCGUUGAAUUCGACGAGAUAUACAUGGUCAUGGAAUACGCGGAACAGGAUUUGGCAAACCUUCUCGAUCACGCGAGAGUUAAAUACUCUGAGAGUGAAGUGAAAUGUCUUAUGAAGCAAUUGGUGGAAGGACUAGAAUACUUGCAUCGGCACAAUAUCAUUCAUCGGGAUAUCAAAAUGUCUAAUCUUCUACUCACAGCUCAUGGCAUCUUGAAGAUUGCUGAUUUUGGCAUGGCACGCGAGUAUUCCCCCCGUCCCCUGACUCCCGGUGUGGUUACAGUUUGGUACCGAGCACCCGAGCUCCUUCUAUCCGCCAACCGUUACAAUCCCUCCGUAGACAUCUGGUCGGCCGGCUGUAUCAUGGGGGAAUUGAUACUCCAGAUGCCACUUCUCCCUGGCGAAACCGAGACCGAGCAAUUCUCUCUUAUCGUCAAACUCAUCGGUUCGCCCAGCGAUAAAAUCUGGCCCAAGAGGCGUCUCCUCCCUGGUAUCUACGAAAAAAGUGCUGGUAGCCGAGGUAGAUAUUACGAUCCACCCAUCGGGGCCCAGAGCGAGAACAUGCUGGAGAGACGCCUAAAGGGUCAAACAAAGGAGACAAUCAGACUGAUCAACGAGAUGUUGACCUACGACCCUGAUCGGAGGAUCACAGCUAGUGAAGCUUUGAGACAUAAGUACUUCACCAGGGAAAUGCCACCCGCCCAGAGGCCAGAGUUGAUACAGACCUUCCCGGAGAUCCGCAACGAGCGUAGCGACGAUGGCAGUCAUCAUGCUCGUGGUGGUGAGGGUUUGGGCAAGAGAAAGACAAAGGAUGCAGGUGGUUCCUACGUAUUUGACUUUCCCGAUAACGGAUUUGCCGAGAGUCUCGAUGGUGGAAAAAAACGGAGGCGGAAUAGGGAUAAGGGAGAGUAAAUCCUUUCUCUUGUCGCGAUUACCUUAGAAAUAGUGGCUUUUUUUCCCUUACUACAUUUUCACAUCUCUCCUCUCUAGAUUGUGUACUGUACAAUGCUUUGUGUACCGGUACUAGAUGUGAUAACCAGCAUUU